Messenger RNA from Macrosteles quadrilineatus (aster leafhopper), 2879 nucleotides. RefSeq names its product fibulin-1-like. The coding region runs from base 225 to 2627 and encodes 800 amino acids. Gene Ontology annotation, molecular function: calcium ion binding. Lineage: Eukaryota; Metazoa; Arthropoda; Insecta; Hemiptera; Cicadellidae. The record is from RefSeq and is a predicted model, not a curated record. The transcript is spliced from 18 exons.
GUGCAACAGUUUAACAUACUGGUAUUGUCAAUCUAUUUUUAGAGGGAUGGGCUAUAAGGAUAUGGGCCUAAAGAACCUUUUUAGCUGAUUUAGAGCCGACCUUCCAACACUGUUGUCAGCUGGGCACUACAGUAGCGGCUCAGAGCCAGAAAUGUGACGAGACAACCUCAGGUACCCCAGUACAGGGGAUUCCUGCAGAGCAACAAAGUAUCUGUCUCUCUACCAUGCAGCUUUGUUGUGCUCAAACACUCAGAGAUAUCCAGUGUAAAGAAGGAAAACAAGCAGCAACAAGGGGAAAUAGCUGUCACACCUUCAAAUAUGAGGACAGUAAGUAUUGCUGUGAAGCCUGUAAGCUGGGAAUGAUAUCGGGAUCCAUGGCAAUGGGAUGUGAGUUCCGAGAGUUCUCUCUUGGAGAGAUAUGGGAUGAGACGUAUCAGUCGUGCUGUACUACUAUUGGCUCACAAGCACAACCACUACCCCCACCAACUGCAACUGCACCUCCGACUAAACCUCCAAGAAAACAACAUUCAAACGAGAACAUAUGUGAGUUGCUGAAGGGAGAGUUGUGUGCCCACAUCUGCAUCCCUACAGGAGCAGGAUCUUACCGUUGCGACUGUGAACCAGGGUUUACUCUGAUGGGCGACAGGAAGUCUUGCCAACAGGCCAAGGCUGUUAACAGAUGUGAGGUAAACAACCCAUGCCAGCAACACUGCACGGACACUGGCAUUGCCAUAGAGUGUUCCUGCCACAGUGGGUUCCAACUUGACACGGACAAUAAGUCUUGUAUUGACAUUGAUGAGUGUGCUCUAGACCAGCAUGACUGUUCACAAGACCAGGAAUGUCAGAAUGAACUUGGAACAUUCUCUUGUAAACAGCUGCCUACCUCUACCACCAACACAUCUGGUUUGUCAACACAGCCACACCAACCUUCCACUGUGAAUGUUACACCGUUUCCAGAUUAUAACAGGUUCACAGAUGCAAGGGAAUCGAAUAAUAGUAUUUCUAGUAAAGGAGAUGAUAGAUGCCCCUUCGGAUACAUUUUUAACUCUGCCACGCAACUGUGCCAAGAUGUGGACGAGUGUGAUGCAGAUUUGCAUGUGUGCAACUCUGGUGAAACGUGCGUCAACAUGCCUGGAGGAUACCGCUGCAGUCAGAAACAGACCAGCACCUUCACUCCACCAGCUUGCCAACCGGGUUACCACUACAGCGAGAACUACCGCAACUGUAUAGAUAUAGAUGAAUGUGUUGAGCAAGAUAGUGCCUGUGACAGCAAUCAGCUGUGUGAGAACACUGUUGGAAGUUACCAGUGUCAAUGCAAGUCUGGCUUUCAGUUGGACUCCAUCACUCAAGCCUGUGUUGAUAUCAACGAAUGCCAAGUAGAUCUACACAACUGUUUGCCAACCCAGCGAUGUGACAACACUAUCGGAUCAUUCCAAUGUGUUCGAUACACUAACUGUGGGACGGGAUACACACUAAACGCUCAAACAGGCUUGUGUGAAGAUAAUGACGAGUGUGCUCUCCGCAUGUGUGAUCAUUUAGGUCCUGGCUACAAAUGUAGGAAUACCCUUGGCUUCUUCCGUUGUGACAAGAUCACAAGUUAUGGUUCAACAACGACAGACAAGCCGUAUGACAGCUACACUACCCCGAGUGUUAGAUGUCCACGAGGUUAUCAUAGUGGACCUGACAGGACAUGUGUUGACAUAAACGAAUGUGAACGAGGAGACAUUUGCAAACCGAAUCAAGUAUGUGUGAACAUUGCUGGGGGGUAUAUCUGCAGCAAUAAAGCUACGUGUGAGCCUGGCUUUCGACUAAAUCCUCAAACCAACCGAUGUGUAGACAUAGACGAGUGUUCGGAUCAGCCGGGUCUUUGUGACCACAACUGCCUCAACACAUGGGGUUCAUUCCGCUGUAGUUGUCGACCCGGCUUCACUCUAUCUACAGACAACAGGACGUGUGUGGAUAUAAACGAAUGUGAGGUGUUUAAGGAUCGGAGAUUAUGUAUCGGCUACUGUGUCAACCAACCAGGAUCAUACUCCUGUCAAUGCCCCCAGGGGUACCGUCUAGGCUUAGAUGGAGCUUCGUGCCAAGAUAUUGAUGAAUGCAGUGGCAGCAACCAUUGCACUAACCGCAAUGAAAUUUGCUUAAACAUGCGGGGAACUUAUAGAUGUGUGUCAACUGCUUGUCCUACGGAGUACAUAAAAGAUACACAGCAUAAAAAUCGAUGCAAAAGAAUAACAAUGUCGUGUCGGGAUGGAGACACAGAAUGUUUAGAGAAACCUCUGACUUACACAUUUCACUUCAUCACUCUGGUAUCGAACCUGACGACCAGGGCGGAAGGACCUUUGGACCUCUUCAUGAUGCGAGGUCCAGUGUGGUCCUCUACGAAUGUAGCCUUUGAUCUUCAACUAGAUAAGGUACACGCACCACCAUCUGUACCAGUCGCAACAUUGGAAGAUUUCCAGCUGGUGUCAUCAGAUCACAACAUCGCUAACAUUCGAUUGCUCAAACCCCUCAUGGGGCCUCAAGAUAUAUUUCUUCAACUCAUCAUGAAGUUUUAUUACAAUGGAAUAUAUGGUGGAACUACAAUAUCUAACAUAUCAAUAUUUGUCUCACAGUAUGAAUUUUAGCAGUAUAAAAUGUAUAGAAUAAACAUAUUUCUCAUUUGUAUACUUUAUCCUUGUAUUGUAUGUUUUAAUGAAAAUCAUACCAUGACAUCACACAGACAAAAGAUUUUAUGGCAACAUGUGUUAUUGCUCUAUUAGCAAAUUUAUGUGCCUACCAGUAUAUUUUAAAGAAUGUUAAAGUAAAAAUAUUUUCAAUCAAUCUAAUUUGAAUUCAUAUUUCAUUGUAGAAAGCAUUUUUAAAAUAAAGUCUAUUUA